AUGGAUAAAAGCAGCUAUUUGAUCCAUGUCUGCACUGCAGGUUAUCUUUGCUGUGAUCAAUCACCUUACCGAAAAGUUAGUAUCGCACACGUAACAUUCUCAAGUACAAUGACAAUUGCAUACAGCAUGGCCGACAUAACUGGACGCCGCAGACGAGACUUCCCGUACUCGAGACCCGGCUCGAUGACUUUGUCAGAAGGGCGGGCGCAGAGUCUAAGUGGCAAAACAGAGGUUGGACGUAGUUUCAGCAGUCGCGACUCGGCUGAUCUUUCAGGAACAAUUCAUGAUCCUGAUGAACGACCUGCAAUUCGUCCGCAAGUUGUUUUUGCUGGUAGUCUUCGUGGAGGGAGUGGUCCUGGAUCACCGGGAACGGGAGAUGGUGAGAUUGAUUUAUCUGGCGUUGGGAGACCGGCUCAGGGUACAGGACAGUCGAGUUCCAAACCUGCGGAGACUGAGAAGGAUCCGAAUUUUAAGAUUCCUGCUCCGGCAAAAGCGAAACCACCACCAUUGGAUAUUUCGCAGUUCAAAAAUCCAGAUGGCACUUAUGAUAUGGCUAGAAUACAAGCUGUGGUAUCGACUCGAGUUCAGGCUGGAGUUCGAGAAACGCGAGCGGAGCGUCGGGCACAAAGAGCUCGGGGCUCCACGGCUCCUGUACCGGCUAUGAAACCCCUUGAUACUACACAAGCAACGACACCUUUGGGUAGGGCAGAGGAAGUUGACCCUUUGCAAAGUCCUUUGAAAGAUCCUUUGCAAGGUGAUAAAUGGGGCGGGCGAGGUAAACCACCACGAAGACCGAGAAGACCUCUCUUUCUCUCCCCUGAUCUCUCCCCUAUUGCUGAAAGAAGUUCAACGGGUAGUAAGAAGACGGAAAAUAUUGAAAGUCCAAAGAAAACUGGAGGUGGUGAAGACUUGGAGACAGGGGAGGUAGAUUCGCAAAAGGGAAAACAACCUACUGGGGAAGAAGACAAAGCAGACAGACCAGCGGCUGAGGAACUGGUAGCAGAUGAUGAGGGCAGUCUAUACGGUGCAUCUCCUCCAAGAUACCCUGUUCAAAAGCCUCUACCGCAUGAUUCGAAUAAUUCUCCAGGCCAAAGUGAAAAAUAUCGUAGAUGGGCUGCCGAACCUGCAGAAUCACCUACUUUCGAAGAAAAGUUUAAAGAAUGGGUAGACCGUGGUAGAAGCUCCGAAAGCAAAACUGCAGCUCAAGAGCUCGAAGCGUGGGCACAAAAUGAUCUGUAUGAUGCACGCGAAAAACAUCUGGCGUGGCUUUUUGAACAGAGAAGUGUAGCGAGUCGUCGGCUCAAAAUUGAAACCGAUCAGAGCAAAAUACUCCAAUUGCAAAACGUCAUCAUCCGGUGCACGCUUGGUAUCAAAGAAUCUAUUAGGUUAGAAGAAAGACGGCAAAAUCUCAAUACGUUAAGAAAUAAUGUGGAGUUGGAAACCAAUGUCCUUGUGAAACUCAGAUUACAAGAACUGCUUGAAGUAUUGGAAGCCGAAAUUGAACUUGAAGAAAAGGUCGAACUAGUAAAACUCCAAGUUCACAUGCGUCCGGAUUCCGUUUGGCAAAAAGCGAAGGAUAUGACGCCUGCCGAGCGAGCGGUGCUAGAGAUGCCGGCUGAACAUCAUUUCGCGGCACCUGCACAGCAACCGCCACCUGUGGUACUUCGAGAGUCUUUUGCUGAACAACUUCUGAGAGAUAAAUGGGAAAAAGAAGAUGCACCUGAAGAACUAGAAGAUCUUUUCGAUCAGAUUGGUGAAUUCUCCGAUUCGGAAGAUAGAGACAUCUACUGGGAAGCUUUUCAAGAUAUUCGUCGACCCAUUUUACUCCAGAGAAACAAGGAAUUGACGGAUCUGUGGAAAGAACAAGCGGAUGAGGUGAAAGCUGAUCGGCAGGAUGCUUGGCUGAAAUCGGAAGCUGAAGCCGAAGAAAAAUUAUUGAAAUUUCGCCAACUUGAUAAGCGAAAUAAGGAGGAAGAAGAGGCGAAGAAGCGUCAAUUUGCGGAUGCCCUCGCGGCGACGGUAGCAAAGAAGAAGAUUGAAGAUAUUGAAGUGGAUAAGACGAUUGAGGAUAUUGAGGGAGUACAUGAUGCGCAAAACGCGCCACCGGUGGUUGGGCAAAGAAAACGGAUGGAUCUUUCUGGACUCGUGGCCGCUCUUAGAGGCAAGGGAGUCGUUAUACCUGAACCAUCUACACAAGGUGAAAAGGAUUCGGGAAGAAAAGGUCUACUCAGUGUUCGCACAGCGCCUAAAGGAGCUGGAGAUGGUGGAGAAGCUGAGACGGCUGUCACCGUUAAUGUAUCUUUGGCUCCGAAAGAUUCCGCGGAAACAGAUCCUCGCACCAGUUCAACCGAAGAAGCAGAGAACAUAUCACUUCCCGAGCCGCGUCCUGGUUCACCCUUUAGACCUGAAAAAUCACUUUCGCCGAUUCAAGAACAGAGAUCAAGUCUUGCCUUUGAAACGGAUCGUGAGGUUGCAGAUUUCUUGGAAUAUUUGGCGAUGGUGAGAAAUAACGAGGAGGUAGUCAGGACAGGUGAAGGCGAACUCAUUGAUUCAGAGUCGAUGCGGGAAAAAGAAAAGAGUGUGAUGAAUCCUGGCCCGAUUGACCCAGCCGAAGAGGAGAAAAGUCAAAAGCGGAUUCAAGCCGCGAAGAAAAGAUUAGAAAAACUAGUUGCUAGACUUAUGAUGUCCAAAGAGGAGCUAAAGGCUCUUGAGGAGAAGGAGCGCCAGCAGAGGAAAAGGGCCAAAGAGAAGAAGGAUCGUGAAGAGGCGGCUGCCUGGGAAGAAGCUGAAAAACUCAGAAAACAAGAAUUGAAGGACGAGGAAACGGCAAGAGGUAAGGGUGAAGCUGAUGAAAAGAAAAAGGAGGAGGAGAGGAAAAGAGAUGAAUUAGCCAAAGCAGACAAAGCCGAGAAGGAGAGAAAGGAGAGAGAGAAAAGAGAGAUGGCCCUCAGAGAUCAGAUUAAUAGGGAGAGAGAAGAGAAAGAAAAAGCCGCUCAAAUCGCUAGGGAUAAAAUUGCUAAAGAUUUGAAAGAUAAGGAAGAUAAGAAAAAGCCAGGUGCACCGAUUGAUGUUGGAGAUAUUUUGAACAAGAUCAAAGAUGGUCUCCUGACAAAAGCUGCAGCGGUCACUACUUCAUUAGAUGAUCUCCUGGCUGAAACUAAACGGGUCACUCCUGCGCCUGGAGGGGUCACUCCUUCCACGCCGGGGGGUAAGGGUGAGGACAAGCCUGCGGAAAAACCACCUGCGGAUAAGGGCGAGGACAAGCCUGCGGAAAAACCACCUGUGGGUAAGGGCGAGGACAAGCCUGGGGAAAAACCACCUGCGGAUAAGGGCGAGGACAAGCCUACGGGUAAGGGCGAGGACAAGCCUGGGGAAAAACCAACUGCGGAGCAAAAAGCAGAAGCUGAGAAGAAACGUGCAGAAAUGCAGAAGAAAGCUCAACAGGAGGCAGAUGAGAAAAGGAGAAGGGACAAAAUCGAAAAGGAUAAGAAUGAUGAAAUCGAACGGAAAGAGCGUGAACGGGUGGAAAAAGAACAGGCUCAGGAGGCACUUAAACAGAAAAAACUUGCGGAUGAACGUAAAGCUAAAGAGGAUAAAGAUAAGAAGGAAAAGAUGAAGAAGCAGAAAGAACGCGAAGAAAAUGAACGCCUAAAGCGAGAGAAGAAAGAUGAGCUAGAUCGAUUGGCAAAUGAAGAAAUUGAUCGUUUGCAGAAGGAUCUUGCACAAAAUGAACUUCAGCAGAAAGAAAACGAGAAGAAGAAACGUCAGGAGCAGGAGAAGAAAGAUGAAGAAGAUCGAUUGAUAGCUGAAAAAGCUAAGAAGCAAAAGGAGAAAGAUCGAGUAGAAAGGGAAGAACGUGAGCGGGAAGAACGAUUGGCACGCGAUCACAUUGAGAAGAAACGGAAGGAAAGAGGAGAGGUUGAAACAUCAGUGACAGUAGAAAACCUCGAGUCAGAAGCUCAAAAUCCUGAACUCAGAAAGGAGAGAAAGGAACGUGAGAAGAAAGAGCAGGAUAAAAAGGAUCAAGAAGAAGCUGCUGCACUUGCAAAAAGGGCUCAAGGAGGUGGACUUUUCCAAAGCAUCGCCGGCAGAUUCAAUUUUCCCGAUCUCUCCUGGUUGAGCUUCAGAGGUCCUACACACUUGCAAGGGAGAGCGGGAACCGUAGCUCCCGAUGUUCCGUCUCCAUCUACUCGUACUCCUGUCCCGGCUGACUACGAAUUGGCCCCUGUAGAUAUAGCUUGGAUGCACGCUUAUGCUUCCGAGUCUCCUGAGCGCAGAAAGAUUAGUCUCAAUCUUACGAUUUUCACUUCUGCGAAACAACAUUUUCCGGGUGCGGCGCCACCGCAUUAUUUGGUAUGUCAUGAUAUUCCGAUACUGUGGAAUGUGUCGCAGUUGAAACGACAUCUUUCGGCGAUCGUGCAAAAGGCGAAGGUGGGAGAGAGGAAAAUGGUGAAGCUGAGGAUUGAGAGGAGGUGGUUGAAGAAUGGGAGUAGGACGUUGUUGGACGAGGGAUUUAGGGAUUGGGAAAGUGUCGUGGUGAUUAUGGUGGAGAAGGGUGAGAAUGUGAAGGAGGGGGAUUGGAAAGAGUGUGUUAGGGAGGCGGAUGGAUUGGCGGGGUGGAUAGAGGGCUGGCCUGGCAAGGGAGCGCUGAGGAUGCCGGGGGAUAGGAAGCUUUGGUUGGCGGAGGCGUUCGAGGGGGUUUUUGAGAGUCCGGCUUUUGGGAAGUAG
Molecule: messenger RNA, 4728 nt
Organism: Botrytis deweyae
Lineage: Eukaryota; Fungi; Ascomycota; Leotiomycetes; Helotiales; Sclerotiniaceae
Exons: 2
Coding region: 1-4728 (1575 amino acids)
Source: RefSeq, a predicted model, not a curated record